Molecule: messenger RNA, 4694 nt
Organism: Lytechinus variegatus (green sea urchin)
Lineage: Eukaryota; Metazoa; Echinodermata; Echinoidea; Temnopleuroida; Toxopneustidae
Exons: 32
Coding region: 306-4361 (1351 amino acids)
Biological process (GO): monoatomic ion transport; transmembrane transport
Cellular component (GO): membrane
Molecular function (GO): protein binding; monoatomic ion channel activity
Source: RefSeq, a predicted model, not a curated record
GCUGAGGGGUAAUAAUAGAGCUCCAGUGAAGUAUCCAACGCGAAGCUUGGUGUUACCAACGAAAGAAAGGAAGCGGAUUAUCACAUUUUACGAACAUAUUCGGGAAUAAUAUGGAUGUAUAAAGGAUCAUAAGUGUUGUUACAUACAUCGAGAACAUCGAAACGGAUCUUCACCAAUUGGAGCAUUAACAUGGAAAUGACUUGAGGCUUGACUUUUCACGUGGAUAGAUGAAUGCAUGAUCAAGCAUCAUGUAGUUUGUCUUCUCGUGUUGGCAAUCUCCAUGUGAGGUCCAUGGACACAUCUUGAUGAAUUAUAGUGGAACAUUCCAACUAAACCGACCUAAAAGAGUAAGACGGCAAACAGUAAGCGGGGACAUGGAUGAAAGUGCGGAGGAUGACCAAAAGCAAAGGGAGGAGAUGGAGGAGGCGUAUCGUAAGAUGUUGAUGGAGCUUGAGAGUGAUGAUGAUGAGGAAGAAGAAGGGCCAGUCCAAGUGGAGAAGGAAAAUGAAGAGAAGGAAAGGAAGCCUCAACGAGAGGUGAAAGGGGCGGACGAUAAGCGUCCACUCUUGAAUGAAUCGUUGGGUGGAUCAUUGGGGAUCUCACUCGUAGAGAGACAUAGCACUCCGCCUCCACCAUCCAUUGUCGUGAUGGAGGAUAAACCAGAUGUAACUAUUACAGUUGAUGAACCCAAACAGGAGGAACAAAAUGUUCUCAUUGACGAUAGAAAGAACUCAUUACCUAAUGGUGGUAGGAAUUCUCCUCAUGGAAGAACUUCACCAAAUGGGAGAAGCUCGCCAAAUGGCCCAACCUCACCAACUUCACCUAAUGGUAGGGCUUCACCUAUUAAUGGGAGAACUUCUCCUCUAAAAAACAACAGGGUUGAACCUAUUAAUGAGAAACAGUUACCUCAUGAAAUGCAUACCAACAAAAACAAUAACAUCCAUUCCUUUCUGACGGACAACACGCAGGCGUUUGAGAAGCCCCAUCAGACAAGCAAUGGGAAGGUUUCGACUCCUGAUAGUGGCGUUGAUUCGUUGGGUUCGGAGAAGAGAUCCUCCGUAAAAACAAUUAGUGAUUCCAGUGAGAAAUCCAGAAAAUCUAGUCAUACAAAUAAAGUUUUUGUGAGAACAUUCAAGCAGAGAGCUAGUCAAGAGAACUUUGCAUUGUAUGGACUUCUUACUCCAGCCUUAGUCCUGGUACCAAAGAUCGAUGGGCACGAUGCCCUGACUGAGACGUUUACUGAGUUGAAGGGAGAAGAUCGUGAAUUGAAGCUGGCAGCAGCUCAUAUUGAUGAUGCAAUCAGUGGAAGGGGAAAAUAUGGCAAAGCUAGAGCUUUCUUUAAGUCUAAGCAGGGAAGAUGGUGCUUCAAGAUGAUCAACAACAAGUAUUUCAAGUAUCUAGUAUUGUUAAUGGCUACAGUUCAUCUUAUUCUCACCUUUUUUGAACCACCCUCUUCAAUGUCUACGUCACCUGCCAUUCUUGCAAUAACUCCAUUAUGCAUCUUAGUCUAUGCUGCUGAUGUAGGGGUACAUAUGGGCUUCUUAUCUUGGCCUGUAUUUUGGUCAUUAGAUGAAAACAGAUGGAUAAGGAGAGAGUUUGUAUUCACCUGUAUGUAUAUCAUAGACUAUGCGAUGUUGGUCACACAAACUUUUGUAGAUGUGCGUUUGGCUCAACCAUUUCGAUGUCUGCGGGCAGCCAUCAUUCUGUGCAAGCUGAACAACGUACAACACAUCUGGGAUGUUGUUAUGUCAAUUGUUAUUAAACUGGGAAAGGUAUUUGUCAUCAUUAUUGUAUUCAUCAUCUUGUUCUCUGCUAUUGGAGUACAUCUAUACACAGACACAUAUCACAACAUAGAACAGGAAACUUCAAACUGUACAGGCAACUCAACAAAUGUAUAUGUUGGAGCCUUUGAUCAUGUUGGUAUUACAUCUCUGAGGUUAUUUGUGCUACUGUCUACAGAGAACUAUCCAGAUCUAAUGAUUCCAGCCUAUUCAACAAGCCAUUGGAACUUCCUCUACUUCGGAAUCUUUCUUUUUGUCGGUGUUUUCUUUCUUACUGCCAUCAUGCUAGCUAUUAUUGUGGAUAGCUACUGGUCAUUUGCCAAGAAGCAUGUGAAGAAAGAGAGAGCAAGAGAGAGGGCAGAAUUGGCAAAAGCUUGGAACCUUUUGGAUCCUCUCGGUCAAGGGAGCCUUCCAAAGGACGAUGGGAGAUUUUUGAAACUCCUCAGAAUUCUCAAACCACAUCACACAGAAGAGAUGAAUCUCCAGUUGAUUGACUACUUAGAUCAUAAUGAUGAUGGUCAAAUAGACUCAUUACAAUGGACUAUAAGACUCAAUGAAGCUCUCUCAUUUGAAUUUGAAGAAGAUAAAUUUUAUGAUAUGGAUACCAAUAGUUCUAGAUAUGUGUAUGCCAUCCAGUCAUUCAGCCAAAAGAUUGUCAGAUCAAGCAUUUAUUCAAAGAUAUUGCUUGUGCUCAUCCUUCUUCACAGUAUCCUGUUCUGUUUGAGGUGGCAUGACAUGGAUGAAAUGGCUCGAAUGACCAUCCAGAUCCUCAAGACUACCAUUUUAUCCAUCUUUGCAGUGGAAGUCUUGCUUCGCAUCAUGUCAGAAGGAAAGAACCUGAUGCAGGUUGUAGAGAUCUUAGAUAUCAUCUUGAUUGUAAUAGGUUUAGCUUCCAACAUACCUAUCUACUUCAUAACACCCAACUACUAUGGUUUAUGCAACAUUAUUUCCGGACUUGCUGUGACAUUCCGGUUGGGCUUCAACUCAGCUCAGGCCAAGAAAGUUGUGAUCCUCUUCUCAACCAAAGUAUUUCCUGUCAUGUUUGAUCUGAUCAUACUUGUCUUCAUUAUUAUCUUCUUUGCAUCGGUGCUGGGAUGGGAGUUGUUUUAUGGUAUUACUCCAGAUACAAGCUAUGAUGCAGGGGUGUACAGCUAUAACUGUGGUAUUGGCUUCGAUUCUUUCUCAUGUUCAUUGUUGAUGGUGUUUCAGAUCGUAACCACAAGCAACUGGCAUGAGAUUAUGAACGCUGCAAUGGUUGCUACAACACAAUGGGCAUGUAUCUACUUUGUUGGUUGCUUUACAACUAUCAAUUUGGUUGUCAUGAAUUUAUUUGUUGCCAUUGCUAUUGAAGCAUUCAAUAAGCUUGGUACAGAGAAAGAGACAGAAAAGGAAACAAAUCAAGAGAAGACUGACAAUCAAGAGGAAAGUUUUGCCGGUUCAGCAAUGACAUUCAUCAACAACCUGUUUGAAAGCUCAAGGACCGAACAGGAAAAGGAGAAACUUUCUCAGAGGCCAACAGGCAGUCCAAGAAUGAGAAGACCCAGUAGAGUGCCUGUGAUUCAGGAAGAGGAAGAAGAACAAGAAGAGGAUCUCAGUGGAUUAAGCAGGGAGGAAAGAAAGAAGAGACAGAUGAAGAAAAGAAGAGAGAAGAGAAAGAAUAAAGUGAAGACAAUGAUCUUGGUCAUGACAGCAUUCAGGGCCACCAAAGAUUCUGAGCUGAACCUCAAUGUCGGAGAGGAAAUAGAAGUCGUUGGCAAGCAAGAUGAAUGGUGGGAAGGACGCAAGGACAGUGAAGAACAGGGAUGGUUUCCUGCAUCUCAUGUCAAAGAGAUAUCAAGAAGUCAACCUCCUCCUGUUCCAACUCCUUUUGCACAGCGCCCUCAUGUUACCCGUAAGGCAACGCAGGAAAGCAUCAAGUCUGGUAGCUUUAGUGAAACGGAUUUCUUCCCAUUGAACACAGCAUUGAAUUCUACCCAGGAUAGACUGAUGUCAACCUCAGGAUCUACAAACAGCCUUGAUUCUACAGCAAAGAGACCAAAGCUGAAAUUAAAGAAUACAUCAGGAGGAAACUGGAGGAAGGAGAUUCUAGGAGAUAUCACUGUUAUGAACCCACAAGAGCUGAAGGAGUUGAAUAAGAUCCUGAAAUCACAACACACAAUGAAUGCCAAGUCUCACAGUUUAGGAGGUAGUUUACGAAGACAACCUGCCAUAUCAGAGAGCAUAGAGGAAGAAAGUGAGCCAGCAUCUAAUAUUCCACCUCCUCCUAUAAUCAGUGUCCAGCAUGCACCAGCAAUUCCUCAGAUCAUUGAGGAGGAAGAACCAGAAGAACCAGAUAAAGGUGAUAGUGGCAAUGAAGGUGAUACUGAAAACACACUGACUGUUGAGAAACCAGAACUACCGAAGGAAUUGAAGAAGAAAAGAAACAAGGAGCAGACUAAAAAUGGAGAGAUGCCGUCUUGGGCGACAAAGUUUCUCCAAUCUAAUAACAUCAAGGCAUCCAUGGAUCUUGGCUCUAAUGACGCUCAGUCUGGAUCUUCAGAUGAGAAAGAAAAACCUGCCGUUGCAGAAGAUCAAGUAUAGCAGACCUCGUCUUAAAGCUAAUUAAGGAUUCAGAUGUAGAUUGCAAUUGAAGUCACAAAUGCUAUUAAAGAAUUACAUGUAUGUGAUGUGGGGAGGGGUGAUAGGCACAAAAGAAAUCAGACGAAACUACACAUUUAUAGGUGCCUUUGAAAUGUUUUUAGAAAAUAGAUAUUCAGUUUGAGGAAUGACUUUUUCUCCUUUAUUUUGGAGACUGGAAAUUGCUUUCUGGGACUCUGAAAGUCCACUCAUGUCCAUUUACCUUAGAUUAUGUCAAUUGGCUAUAAUUUUCAUAUCUUCUCAAAUUUGUGAAACUACUGAUUCGGUAUUUUUACA